Molecule: messenger RNA, 3597 nt
Organism: Ooceraea biroi (clonal raider ant)
Lineage: Eukaryota; Metazoa; Arthropoda; Insecta; Hymenoptera; Formicidae
Product: PX domain-containing protein kinase-like protein
Biological process (GO): early endosome to late endosome transport; protein targeting to lysosome; endosome to lysosome transport
Cellular component (GO): plasma membrane; early endosome; late endosome
Molecular function (GO): phosphatidylinositol binding; protein kinase activity; actin binding
Source: RefSeq, a predicted model, not a curated record
UCUUUCGACAGAUUCGAAUACAGAAUAUGAACAAAUUUAUCUGUGUUUCCUCAAUGACAUCAAUUAUCACAUUCUAUAAAUAUUUGACAAUUGAAUCGUACUAUAAGAUAAGUGUGCGAUAAAGUAAUUUAAUCCAUUUAUUACUCAGAUACAAAUUGUAAUUAACACGUAACACGCGCUCGCGAUAUGAUGUCAAAAGUACAAAAGUUUCAAAUAUAAAUUUCUAAAAGAGAGGAGUCAAAAAAAUUUUUCGGAAAGUGCAAUUCCCCUAGAAACUCAUAGGGGAGGGCGUGACGUCACAAUAGUGAUAAACUAAUCGGCUAGUGUGUCGCGCUGACGACUGCGAAACACAAGCGUCGAAGGUCCGACUGCGCGUCCGUGGAGGCGGUUAUCACGCACGGUCCGUCUCCGUCCUCUGUGCCAGUGUGUCAGUGUAUGUACCCGAGUGUAUCGUGUGUCAAGCUGCUGACAUUGAAAAUAUUCCGUGAUAAGUGCCGCCGCCGUCGCCGUCGCCGUCACCGCCGCCAUCGCCGCUGCCGCCGUCGCCGUGCAUUCACCGAUGUUGAAAUGAAGCAGAAGCGCGUAAUAUAUGGCGACGCGCGGAAACUGUGCGAGAGACAAACGCAGUUGGCCCCGUACGGGCCUUGCCUCGCGUCGGACUAACGAUCAAUGGCUUUAUUCGAGAAGAGAUACACGAAUAAGGUGCUAUUAGAUGAUACGGAGCAGUUGACGAGUGUCAUCGAAAAUGCGAGGACCAUCGACGGACAUACGGAAUACGUAAUCAAAACACAGAGAGGUCCACUUCCUGAAAGAUCUUGGAGAGUGAGUAGACGCUACAAUGACUUCGUACAGCUUAAUGCAGCUUUGUCCAUAUCUGGCUUCGACCUGCCAUUACCACCAAAAAGAAUUAUUGGUAAUAUGGAGCCAGACUUUAUAGCUCAGCGACAAAUAGCACUGCAGAAUUAUCUAAACAUAGUACUAAUGAAUCCUAUACUGGCAUCUUCACUUCCCAUGAAAAAGUUUGUAGACCCUGAGAAUUAUACAGCACCAUUACAUGAAAUCGCAUUACAGCAAGUGUCAUUAGCGUUACGAAGCGAUGCCAAUUUUGAAGUGUGCAAGCCCAUCCCUGAUAUGGGAUGGCGAUUGAGGAAACAUUAUUACACAGUGAAGAAUCGUCAGAAUCCGAAACAAGAACUUUUGCUAGCUUGGGUAGAAUUCGGUCCCGAUAAACAUUUGCAAGACAAAGACAUACAAGGGAUUUUCAAGACCCUGGGCACUCUACGCCAUUCUCACAUCGAACCGAUAGUGCAUCAGCACGUCACCGACAAUGGAGCACUAACGAUACGGACUUUUUAUCCAACGGGUACUUUGCGCGACAUUCUGUGCAUUACUAAGCCUAAGCAGCCGUUUAUAAAGAAAUAUGGAAAUCCGAAGCAAAUAAAGUCGCUGACAACGCAGGAGAUUGCUACGUACGGUUAUCAGAUAUUGGAAGCUUUGGGAUAUCUCCAUGAGAAGGGAUUACCUUACGGACACUUGCAUACUGGCAAUGUUCUCCUAACUCCGAGGUGCGCCAAAUUAUUGGAUAUAGAAAAUGGACUCCUAGGAUUGCCAGCGUUUUACCGGCCUUACGUAGUACAAAGGCGCAAACUGCAUGCCACGACCCAGGUCGACGUGUAUUCAUUCGGACAUGUUCUGUACGAGAUGGCAUUCGGCCGACCACUUCUGGAGGCAACAUGCUCCGACCUACCGCACUGCGAAGCGAGCCUAAAGAAUUUACUGGAGGUCAUCCUGUCACCGGAAGCCCUGAAGCAAGAUUUGCCAACGGUGGCGCACUUGCUGCAGCAUCCGUUCUUCGAGUCGGCGAGGCAGGCCGCACUAGCUAUUGGCACUAUAGAGAAGCCACACUUCAAGCUGAGCAAUCACCUGAAGGAGGCUCUACAAGAAGCUGUAAAUAAGGCUGAGCAACGACUACGCGAUGAACAGAAGGUCGCUCGACACCAGAAGAGGCUCGUCAAGGUUCAAGAGAUGAUGAGCUCCGAGGAGGAGAUGAAGAAACGAAAACAUAAGCUGAAGAAGGAGCAGAAAUUGGCGCAAGAACAACGUUCCGCGUCGCAAUUGGGCGCGAACGGGACGAAGCAGAUAAACGGUAAGAGUCCAGAGCGUUCGGACAGUCCAACGAGUACUUCCACGGCCACCAGCGUUGGAACGCUGACUCCCCCGUCGCUCCGUUCCGUGGAAAUCCCACAAGACGUAGUUCCUGGCAAAGGUGUUCCACCACCACCGCCACCUUCGUUGCCAACAUCGUCUGAAGCGUCCGGUGGUGCGUCGAGUAACGUAUUAAAAUCGUCGAAUGACCGUGCCGCUCUACUCGGAAGCAUCUGCACUUUCGACAAGACUAGACUGCGGAGGAUCGCGAACGGGCAUCGUUAGAAAGUUAGAUUACGGAACGUAGUCGUAUGCUGGAAGCAAGGUGAAACCUUUCGAUUCAUUUUGAUUGUCACGACAAUUGAUUGGCGAUCAUAACCGAAUGAGAGUCAAGGGCGCACUUUCCCCGUAUAAUUAUUGGAAAAUUGCAUUUUUCUAGUCCGACGUAUCUCCUUUUUUACAAUUAUAACAUUUAAUAAAAUCGUAGAACUUUCUAGCACGUAUUCUUUUUUAUCAAGCCAAUUUACACAAUCGAUUUUUCUGUUAUAUCUCAUUGUUAAUCAUGUCUUAACUUUCUCGUUCUGUAAAUGUAUAUAUAUAUAUACUUUGAAUUGGUUCGAAUAUCGAAAAAGGAUCAGAGAGAAAAAGAAUAGUGAUACAGCGGAGUGAUAGUACGUAUGCGUAUUAAGUAAAGUUUCUCUUGUUACACUUAUCUACUGUUCUGUCUAUUCAAAGUUUAUGAUAUACGAUGCGUAAUACGCACAUGCAUACCCUGUACGUAUGUAUAUGCUGUAUUAUGUGUAUAAAUACAUUUCCUCGUGUUCGCGCGGUGCAAUACAAAGGUUCGUAUGCCGCUUUUAUAUCGCUCGUAAGAUCAUCCAGUUUUACGGAGUAAGAACGUGCCAAGGAAUACGCGAUCUUCGUAAUGAUAAAUAAUAUGACGAUAACCAGUAGUGGGCCAUAGUGUAAUCUAUUUCUAUAUGUGAGAACAACGUCAAGUACGUGUACUGCAUAAUCCGUUUAUCUGUGGAUAUAUAACGAAUAUUGUAAUAUAAUAUGUAAUCACACCUUUUAAUACACUUGUCACUAAUUUAGGUGUACAUGCCGAUAGCGUAAUAAUUAUGAUUAUUUCGUUGAGAAUGACUGGCAGAAAUAAUUUCAAGAAAAAACGUAUAUAAGUAUCGGAGUAACGAUAAAAUGCCUGCCUCUGGAUCCACUACAUCGGUAUCACUUUCCAAAAACGUGUUUGCAUACUCGAAUAAAACGAUAUCGAUUGUCUUGUACAAUAUUUAUAAAUUUAUAUUUCAUUGAAUAGAUACACGCAGCCUAUAUAAUAUUAUAAAAAUUAUUAUUUUAUUUGAUUAUAUAAAUAUUUUUUUGGAGACAAAUAUUGAAUUGAUGGAUCCAGACGAUAGAGGCAGAAUUAAUAUCCACUGGCAAAAAAAAAAACAA